Molecule: messenger RNA, 1191 nt
Organism: Manis javanica (Malayan pangolin)
Lineage: Eukaryota; Metazoa; Chordata; Mammalia; Pholidota; Manidae
Product: olfactory receptor 13C2
Biological process (GO): G protein-coupled receptor signaling pathway
Cellular component (GO): membrane
Molecular function (GO): olfactory receptor activity; G protein-coupled receptor activity
Source: RefSeq, a predicted model, not a curated record
AUGAAAUGGGAGAACCAAACACUUCUGGUGGAAUUCUUUCUAAAGGGGCUUUCUGGUUACCCAAGACUUGAGCUACUCUUUUUUGUGCUAAUCUUAAUAAUGUAUGUGGUCAUCCUUCUGGGCAAUGGCACCCUUAUUUUAAUCAGCAUCUUGGACUCCCACCUUCACACCCCCAUGUACUUCUUCCUGGGAAAUCUCUCCUUCCUGGACAUCUGCUACACCACCACCUCCAUUCCUAACACGCUGGUGAGCUUCCUCUCAGAAAGAAAGACGAUCUCUUUCUCUGGCUGUGCAGUGCAGAUGUUUCUAGGCUUGGCCAUGGGGACAACAGAGUGUGUGCUCCUGGGCAUGAUGGCCUUUGACCGGUAUGUGGCUAUCUGCAAUCCUCUGAGAUAUCCUGUCAUUAUGAGAAAAGAUUCCUAUGUGCUAAUGGCAGCUGGGUCCUGGAUCAUAGGAAUUGUCAACUCUGCAGUACAAACUGUGUUUGUAAUACAAUUGCCUUUUUGUAGGAAUAACAUCAUCAAUCAUUUCUCUUGUGAAAUUCUGGCUGUCAUGAAAUUGGCCUGUGCAGACAUCUCAGGCAAUGAGUUCAUCAUGCUUGUGGCCACAUCGUUGUUCAUAUUGACACCACUGUUAUUAAUCAUUAUCUCUUACUCAAUAAUCAUCAUCAGUAUCCUCAAAAUUCACACUUCUGAGGGGAGAAGGAGAGUCUUCUCUACCUGCUCAGCUCAUCUGACUGUGGUGAUAAUAUUCUAUGGAACCAUUCUCUUCAUGUACAUGAAACCCAAGUCUAAAGAGACACUCAAUUCAGAUGACUUGGAUGCUACUGACAAACUUAUAUCCAUGUUCUAUGGGGUGAUGACUCCUAUGAUGAAUCCGUUAAUCUACAGUCUCAGAAACAAGGAUGUGAAGGAAGCAGUGAAGCAACUACUGAGAAGAAAAGUUUUUAGCUAGUAAAUGGAAAAGAGCACCUAAUUUUUAUAAUCACAGUGUGGAAAUUAAUUAGGGAAACCAAAAAGUCAUAUAGAUAGUUCCUUGCUGCUGUGUCAAAUUCAUCUCUCAAGUCUUUCAAGCCCUAAAAUAUUCUUUUGUGGCACAGGGCAUAAUGACAGUAACUAAGUAAGUGAAUUUCAGUGUUUUAAGGGUCAGUAACUAUAGUUGUGUGUUUGAGGAUCUUGACAAUGAGGGCAU